AUGGCGCUAUCCUGUGUGGUGUUGUGGUGCCUGUUCCUGGCCUGUUGGACCCUCUUUCCAGGCCAUGCUGGGGAGGAGUCCGUGAGUCUCCUGCAUGGAGAAAGUCAAUGUGAAGGCUUCCUGCAUGUGCAGCACCAUGGGGAGCAGGGCCUGGUGUGUGGGGACCACUGGGGCAUGCAAGAGGCCUUGGUGAUCUGCAGACAGCUCAACUGCAGAAGAGCACUAUAUACAUCUCAACGAGUUUUGAGGCCCCAAGACAUGAAGCCACCCUGGCUUUAUGGUGUUCAGUGUCAGGGUGAGGAGGCCUCUCUCUGGCAGUGUACUCUGGGUGACUGGGGGCCCAUCAAUAGCUGCAAAUGCCAGUGUGUGGUUGCUGUCAUAUGCUCAGGUAGUUCCUUGAGACAAGUUAGGCUGGGCGGAGGAGGUAGCCCUUGUGCUGGGACCCCCGAAGUAUUCAACCCAGUCAGUGAUAUUCUGAGAUGUGACUUGCAAAAGGAGGAGGCAGGUGUCUUGUGCAGAGAGCUGGAGUGUGGCACCGCCUUGCAGUGGUCCAGAGCCCACCAUGGAGGACACCCUGGUGGCCAGGAGCAGAGGAUGGUGACUUGUCAGGGGACUGAGACCAGCAUUUUCUAUUGCAAGCUCAACUUGAACUUCUUAAGGCAGUGUGAUCUUCUGGCCUACACCGAGGUUGUGUGCAAAGGACAUGUGGAGGCUCGGCUUGUUGGCAGUGAGGACCCCUGUGCUGGGCGCCUGGAAGUUAAGCGAGGUCUGACAUGGGGCACAGUCUGUGAUGUUGACUUGGACCUAUCCACAGCCCACGUGGUGUGCCGGGAGCUGCAGUGUGGAGUGGCUGUGUCUACCCUUGGGACUGCCCACUUUGGCCAGGGCUCAGGGCCUGUAUGGAUGGAAGCCUUCCGCUGUGUGGGCAAUGAGUCUCUGCUGUUCCACUGCCUGCGGGAGCCUGGGAGUCAGUGCAUGCAUGACCAGGAUGCUGGGCUCAGGUGCUCUGGAGAGAAGUUCCGCCUGGUCAAUGGCAGCAGCCCCUGUGAGGGCCGUGUGGAGCUUCAGGUGCAGGGGGCCUGGGCACCCCUCUGUGCCACCCACUGGGACUUAGCAGAUGCCACCGUGCUGUGCCAUCAGCUCAACUGUGGAAAUGCAGUGGCCACACCACGAGGAGGCCAUUUUGGGAUUGGGGAUGCUCCCAUCUGGACAGAUGUGUUUCACUGUGUGGGGACUGAGCUCCAUUUGUUGAGCUGCCCAUCCAGCACCCUGGGUGUGAAGCCCUGUGCCGAGGGAAAUUCUGCUUCUGCCUUUUGCUCAGGUCUCUCCAGAGCCCUUAGGCUGAGGGAUGGACAGAGUCGCUGCGAUGGCCAUGUGGAGGUCUCCCUGAACGGAGUGUGGGGCCGCAUCCUGGAUGACGCCUGGGACCUGCGUGCUGCCAGUGUUGUGUGUAGGCAGCUUGGGUGUGGAGAGGCCCUGAAAGCCUAUGACUCCUCAGCCCCUCCUCAGGGUGCAGCUCCAGUGGGGCUGAGCCAGACAUCCUGUGUGGGCUCGGAGACCCGCCUGACCCAGUGCAAUAUUUCAGUGUCCCCCUUGGUGCCUGUGGGGACCUUACAGGCUGCAGGUGUUGUGUGCUCUGGGAGCCUUCGGGUGCGGCUGGCUGGAGGUCCUGGCCGCUGUGCAGGGCGUGUGGAGGUGCUGUACAGAGGUGCAUGGGGCACGGUGUGUGAUGACGCCUGGGACCUGCAGGAUGCCCAUGUGGUCUGUGAGCAGCUGGGCUGUGGCCGCGCCCUCAGCACUACAGUGGCCGCACACUUUGGGAUGGGAUCGAGACCUAUCUGGAUGGAUGAGCUUGGCUGCCUGGGCAAUGAGUCUGCACUGUGGCAGUGCCCAUCGCGGGGCUGGGGCCAGCACGACUGUGGGCACAAGGAGGAUGCCGGGGUCUUCUGCUCAGAGUUCACGGAUCUCAGGCUGCGGAAUUAUGGUCAGCCAUGCACAGGGCGGCUGGAAGUUUUCUACAAUGGGACUUGGGGUGGAGUCUGCCCUGCUCUGAAUGCUGCCUCCUUGGGGAUCCUGUGUGAUCAGCUGGGCUGUGGUUCCCAAGGGCAGCUGCUGGCCAGGGCAGGGAGCUGGCCUUCUCCUGGAGCUUUCUGGCUGGCUUCCAUUCAGUGCAGGCCCAGGCAUGACAGGUCCCUGUGGCAGUGCCCUUCAGCACCCUGGGACCAGCAUUCCUGCUCCAGCAGGGAAGAGGCCUGGGUCCUGUGUGCAGAAAAGGCCCAAAUUCCUGAGGAUCCUGAGCAGACCCUUAGCUGCACACCCACCAGCUGCCCAGAGGAGGGCACACUGCGCCUCCAAGGAGGCGAUGACAACUGCUCUGGGCGUGUGGAGCUCUGGCAUGCAGGCUCCUGGGGCACUGUGUGUGAUGACUCCUGGGACCUGGCAGAUGCAGAGGUUGUGUGUCGCCAGCUGGGCUGUGGCCAGGCCAUGGAUGCCACGCAGGGGGCUGCCUUUGGUCCCGGGUCAGGACCUGUGUGGCUGGAUGAGGUGAGGUGCCGUGGAAGUGAGGCUUUCCUGUUGGGCUGUCACACAGAGCCACUGGGACAAGGAGACUGUGAACACAAGGAGGAUGCAGGGGUGCACUGCUCCGGUGAGUAGGAGGGGAGUGGGGCACAGGGACAGUCCCCUUUCCUGGCCUCUGAAUCUGUUUCUGAAGUCUGGACUCUGCCGGAGAUUGCCUGCCUGGUUCUUGGUUGCCUACUGGGCCUCAUCUUCCUGGUCCUGGGUGUUAAGUGGAGCCGCAACAGAGCUGCCUACAUGGGUUCUGGAAUGUCAGAGCACCUGUCCUCAGAGUGUGUCUAUGAAGACAUUGAAGCAAUUCCUAUGGAGAAUAAAGAAGAGAGGCCCUCAGUGUCUGGGAAUCUCAUGCUGGAGGAGGAUUAUGAUGAUGCUGAAGAGCCUGAGGAAAACUGUGAGGAGGAGACAGGUUUGGUUGGAAGAUGGCAGCCAUUCUUGGCCCAGUACCUCAGCAUCCUGCGCUGA
Molecule: messenger RNA, 3039 nt
Organism: Fukomys damarensis (Damara mole-rat)
Lineage: Eukaryota; Metazoa; Chordata; Mammalia; Rodentia; Bathyergidae
Product: scavenger receptor cysteine-rich domain-containing protein SCART1-like
Exons: 13
Cellular component (GO): membrane
Source: RefSeq, a predicted model, not a curated record